Messenger RNA from Linum trigynum, 330 nucleotides. Lineage: Eukaryota; Viridiplantae; Streptophyta; Magnoliopsida; Malpighiales; Linaceae. The record is from the annotation of a GenBank genome assembly.
AUGAAGCGCCCAAUAUACUUGCCUCCAUGGGACCUCCUCAUGCUCUCCGUCCAUUACAUCCAGAAGGGCCAUCUACCAAACACGCUCCCCCGGCUUCCACAUUGCCGAAUUCCUCUGUCGGUUGAACCAUGCCCUCUCCCUCACGCUCUCCCACUUAUACCCACUCGCCUUCCGCCUCGUCACUUCCGAAUCCCCACAAGACGACAGCUCCUGAUCGUAUCCCUCGACUGUGUGAACAGUCCCGGAGCCCGAUUGAUCCACGCUGCCCCAUCGGUAGAGCUCCUCGAGCGCUCCAUCAACGACAAGUUUAGCUUCAACUUCGCCUGGUAA